UCCAUCCCCCAAGAACAAAGCUAUGUGCGGACCAUUUCCGAGAGGUAAAGGUUACCUUCUAGGCCUACAGGGCCCCGCUAUCGCCGGCGGAUGAUUCGGUCAGAAAUCAUCCUGAAUCAUAAGCAGCAGUGUUUCCAUCUUAAAGAAGACUCUCGAACCCCCUCAGUGAUUCAAACAACAUCAGCAAUCAUCACAGAAUCAUCGGUCGAACAUCCCCUUUACACAGUUCUCCUUAACCACAAUGGCUCCCUCUGCGAUCUCCAACUCGCCGCCAUCAAGGUCGGCGGAACUCGCCACGUCGAAUGAUACAACAUUUGCCAUCCAGCCUCCUGCAAACUUCGUUGGGUACGACCACGUCACAUGGUGGGUUGGCAACGCAAAGCAGGCCGCCUCGUACUACACCUCUCUCUUCGACUUCAAGCACGUUGCCUACCGCGGCCUUGAGACCGGGAGCAGGUACUUCACCUCCUACGUUAUUGCGAACAAUGAUGUCCGCUUCGUCUUCACCUCACCCAUCCGCUCCGCCGUGCACCUGCCCGCGGACGAGCCCAUCUCCGAGUCGGAUCUUGUGUUGCUGAAGGAGAUGCACGCGCACCUGGAGAAGCACGGUGAUGCUGUCAAGGACGUCGCUUUCGAGGUGGACAAUGUGGAAGCCGUAUACAACACGGCCGUUGAAGCAGGCGCCAAAGCUGUUCAGCCCCCGCAAGUACACAAGGACGCGGACCAUGGGUCCGUGACCACCGCCUCCAUCUGCACGUACGGCGACACCACACACACUCUCAUCUCCCGCAACUCGUACACAGGGCCCUUCCUGCCUGGUUUCAGGGAGGGAAAGAAGCUCCAGUCCUCUGUCAGCAUGCCGGAGGUACCCCUUCGCCGUGUGGAUCACUGCGUCGGCAACCAGUCCUGGAACGAGAUGGUGUCCGCGUGUGCCUUCUAUGAGAAAUGUCUCUCCUUCCACCGUUUCUGGUCCGUCGACGACUCUCAGAUCUCCACGGAGUUCUCGGCGCUGAACUCGAUCGUGAUGGCGAGCCCCAACAACCUCGUCAAGAUGCCCAUCAACGAGCCUGCACCCGGCAAGAAGAAGUCCCAGAUCGAGGAGUACGUCACAUUCAACUCUGGCCCCGGUGUCCAGCACAUUGCCCUUCUCACCAAGGACAUCAUCACGUCGGUCUCUGCGCUGCGCGCUCGCGGCGUGGAAUUCAUCAACGUCCCGCCAACCUACUAUGACACCAUGCGUCACCGCCUCAAGACUGAGAAGCGCAACUGGGAGCUGAUGGAGGACUUUGAGACCAUCCAGAAGCUCAACAUCCUCAUCGACUACGACGAGGGCGGCUACCUGCUCCAACUGUUCACCAAGCCUUUGAUGGACAGGCCCACCGUCUUCAUUGAGAUCAUCCAGCGAAACGAGUUUGAGGGUUUCGGCGCGGGCAACUUCAAGAGCUUGUUCGAGGCGAUUGAGCGUGAGCAGGCCGAGCGUGGUAACCUGUAAACGAUGGCAGGAGAGAAAAGAUGAGGAUAUGCAAGGGGCACAUUUGAUGGCGCAGCGGUAGCAUACUUGCUAUGUUUAGUUUUCCGAUACCAUUCCUUCUAGCUGAGGUACCUUGUUCAUACACGGAGAAGAA
This is a messenger RNA of Emericellopsis atlantica, 1625 nucleotides long. RefSeq names its product Glyoxalase/Bleomycin resistance protein/Dihydroxybiphenyl dioxygenase. Lineage: Eukaryota; Fungi; Ascomycota; Sordariomycetes; Hypocreales; Bionectriaceae. The record is from RefSeq and is a predicted model, not a curated record. Gene Ontology annotation, biological process: L-tyrosine catabolic process. Gene Ontology annotation, molecular function: 4-hydroxyphenylpyruvate dioxygenase activity. The transcript is spliced from 2 exons. Bases 242 to 1492 code for a protein of 416 amino acids.